This is a messenger RNA of Aspergillus homomorphus CBS 101889, 867 nucleotides long. Its product is annotated as DUF1774 domain-containing protein. The record is from RefSeq and is a predicted model, not a curated record. The coding region runs from base 1 to 867 and encodes 288 amino acids. NCBI's taxonomy places the organism in Eukaryota, Fungi, Ascomycota, Eurotiomycetes, Eurotiales, Aspergillaceae. The transcript is spliced from 4 exons.
AUGGCUCCUUACAACCCGUUUGCCAGGCAAGAUUCGCAUACCAGGUCUACCCUGCUCACCUACCGCAUCCUUGUUCCUCUGUCGUGGUUGCUGGUGUUAAUUGUCGGCAUCUACUACUCCUCCAACUCCCCCGAUGAUGUGAAGCACGGCCAUUCCAUCUGGAAACAAGCCAACAAGCAUAUCACUGCUUUCAGUUUGAGUACUGUCAUCACCCGCAUCUACUGGGUCAUUCUUCUCCUAUCCCAGAUUGGCUACGUGUAUCACCUAUUCUCAAAGGAUGCUGUGCUGGUGACCGGCGCGGCAAAUGUGGGAACCCACUUCAUCCUCAACAACUUGUUCACUUUCGCCUGGAUUCUUCUGUGGACCCGCAACCAUUUCUGGGGAGCGGAAAUCAUCCUGAUUGCGCACUUCAUCAACCAACAUGCGACGUACUGGCGCCACCGCACCCUGAGCCCUCUUGCUCACCUGUCCGCUGUCGCGGCGCCCCUCGCCUGGACACUUGUCGCGCUCUUCUGGAACGGAGCCGUUGCCGUCAACAGCAACAGCCUGCCAGCGAGGGUCGUUGCCAACAUCUUCAUUUGGGUGCUGUUCGCCGUGGGCUCGAGCCAUAUUCUCGUCGCCCAGGAUGAUCUCCUUGGAUAUAGUCUGAGCUUGCUGACGCUUGCCCUUGCGGUUAAGCAAGUUGGUGUGAAGGUGAUUUCGCUGCAGUGGAUCUUUGCUAUUGUCAUCUUCGCCAUCUUCUUCGUGGAAUCCCUCUACAUCUCCAUGACCAAGUACACCGGCCGCAAUGUGCUGUUCCGUAGGACUGGCGAAUCAGGUACGGCUGAUCGCGAAAGGGAGCCUCUUCUUAACGAGCCGACUGCCUGA